Psilocybe cubensis is the source of this 1947-nucleotide messenger RNA. RefSeq lists its product as uncharacterized. The transcript is spliced from 8 exons. NCBI's taxonomy places the organism in Eukaryota, Fungi, Basidiomycota, Agaricomycetes, Agaricales, Agrocybaceae. The record is from RefSeq and is a predicted model, not a curated record. Bases 1 to 1947 code for a protein of 648 amino acids.
AUGCCGCCAAAAAAGGAUGCAGUGGUUCUUUCAGGGCCUACUCGACGUUCAUCUAGCAGAGUUGAUGACACACCGGCGAUAACUUUAGAUGAGCCAUCCCAUUCUACUGCUGAGCAAGACACUGACCGUCGAUUGACCCUUCGGGCUGUACGCAAUUCGAACCCACGAAUUGCAGAUGCUCCACGACCGAAGCGAACAUCAGAAGAAGUAGCAAAAGAAAAGAAAAACCAACAAACCAAACAAAAAAGGGUUGUCUUGCUUCGCAAAGCUUUGAUUCAAAAGGCAGCAGCUCUCGAGGACCAACUUCUUCAAGAGGAAGCCAACCUAAAGGAUGACACAUUCAACAAUAUGCAGUCUUUACCCGCUUCGGAUUUACUAGAUCACGGUGGAAAUGAUGGAGUACCUUCAAUGUCAGGGGACAUAUCGUCGAGUGGUGGUACUGAAGAUGAGUAUGUGGACAAGGAUAAUCAGGAUGUUGAGUCUGAAGACUCAGACAUCAAUGACGGUGGAGGUUUGGACGAUGAUGCCGAGCUUUCUCAGGCAAAGUCCAAGGGAAGCCGAAAGGAAAAACGGGGAAAGCUUAGAGAGCAAGUUACGGCUUAUCGAUCAUCUACUAAUAAAAAUCAAGAACCAUCAGUGGGAAACAAAAGAAAAGGACGAGCAUCACAGUCCAGAAAACCUGCAAAAAUGAAGAAGUCUAACGUCUGUGGCAUACGUGACGAUUGGAAUGAAGAAACGUACCAAGAGCACUUUGAUCUCCUGCCCGGUGCAAAUCAAAACCUUCCUCCUAGCUCUAAUGCUAGUGGAACCAGCGGAACAAGUGACAUGGAAGUUAAUGACGACGACGACGACGUAGAGGCAAUAGAUGGGAUUAGUGAUGAUGAAAGGGAAGUAGUAGAAAGGCGUGGAAUUUUGGUUGCCAACACAUUGGCAAAUCCCCGUGGAAAGUCCUCUGUACCUUUAGCCAACCCUGCAUAUACUGGUCGCUCCUUGGCCAAAGUUGAGGCUACAACAUCUGUACCAACAUAUAUUCCAUCAGCUUUGUUGGAUGGAAGGCUCAAACGGAAGCAAGAAAUCCGCGCCAAAGUUGACCUUCCAUCUGAACUGAGGUUGUCCUACGAUGAGAAAUUUUCACCUAUGCUUCGUGAACUAAUUGGAAUUAUCAGUCCUUGGGAACGUCCAUCAGAACAGCAGAUAUUGGAUGUUUGGCAUAAAGUAUUUCCGGAUGUACCGCUAGAGGGUUGGCUAAAGACUGUGGUAACCAAAUUGGUAGAAAAUAAUAUAUAUAACUGGCGUACAAAACUUGCUCAAACAGCAUCAACAUGCUUUGAGAGGUCAAUCAUUCCGGCAAUGGAAGAUUGGUCAAAAUCUGGAAUUGCAGAAUGGUGCAAAUGGGCACUCUCGGGUGACUACAAGUGUCGUCCGUUCUACUACCUAAGCUAUGAGGAGGGGGAUGAUCAGAUUAAUGCGACAGGGAUAUUUCAGCACCCGCUCAUUUUAUCAACACUUGCAUACCAUUACUCCAGCAUAUCCGCGAUCCACUCUAGUGCCCGACGUGAUGACAAACCAGUAGGCGCACUGAUAAUGGCCAUUCAGGCGUCCCAUCGUGCUAUAUCUCAUUGGCUUACGGGCGAAUAUCAGAAGAUCCAACGGCCAUUGGGUGACUUCUCAAAAGACAACUGGGGGGAUAAUCUUACUCGGGAUCCAAAGUACUACCCCACGCUAUCACCCGGUUUGGUUCAAGAAAGCAAAGCUACGUCUAAUCUACUGCGUGUAGUCAAUAAGCUUACAGAUAAGCGAUGGGAAAAAAUCAUUCAGGGUGCUAUGCAGGCUACACGUAGGCACAAGAGCAUUACAAUUCAGACGAUUGCACCAGCAGCUCCUGAUGCAGUCGAGGAACCUCUCUCCGAUUUUUCUAUUCUCGAUAACAAUAACGAUAGUGAUUAG